Molecule: messenger RNA, 2166 nt
Organism: Colias croceus (clouded yellow)
Lineage: Eukaryota; Metazoa; Arthropoda; Insecta; Lepidoptera; Pieridae
Product: KRAB-A domain-containing protein 2-like
Exons: 2
Coding region: 100-1170 (356 amino acids)
Biological process (GO): DNA integration
Molecular function (GO): nucleic acid binding
Source: RefSeq, a predicted model, not a curated record
UCUCCAAAACAAAUAUGGCGUCAAACAUCUCGUACAUAUGGAAGUGUUGAUUUUUUAUUUAAUACAAGUGCUUUAUUCGUAUUAUAAUAGUUUGAUAGCAUGGAUUUACCUAUUAUUACGCCGCAGCCGGAUACUUUUAAAGAAAAAUUUGAGUCGAUACUGGCUGUAUACGAACAACAAAAUCAAGGAUCCCAAAGAAAACCAUGGACUUCCGAAAGAAUUUCAGAGGUUAUAAACAAUGUUCGAAAGGCUAGGGUGUCCAUGGUUUUUAAGCAAGUCAGGACAUCUAUGGAUUAUUACUGGAUAUCAAAGUACGAUACUAUGGUAAUAGGUAACGAAGAUUUUUUAAUAUUUAAAAGGAAAUCUCCUGAUGACCCGACGGUGCGUAUAAUAUCUACUAGUGAAUAUUUUGCAACAUUGCAAGAAAUCCAUAAUGCAUGCGGUCAUGGUGGACGAGACAAAAUGAUACAUGCUAUCAAGUCAAGAUAUUAUAUACCAAGAAAAGCAAUAGAAAUAUUUCUUGAUCUUUGUCCUACCUGUGAAACGAAAAAGGCCUUACCCAAAAAAGGUAUAGUAACAAAGCCAAUUGUACCUCAGGAUUUUAAUAUGCGAGGGCAGGUAGAUUUGAUAGACUUUCAGUCUUGUCCCGAUGACGAGUACAAGUGGUUAUUGCAUUACGAAGACGAUGCCACAAAAUUCGUUAGCCUUCGGCCGCUUAAAACUAAAACAGAACAGGAAAUAGCAAUAGAGUUAAUGAAAAUAUUUAUGAUUUUUGGCGCACCUUACAUCUUGCAAUCUGAUAACGGACGUGAAUUCACGGAAAAUAUUAUCGAAGAAUUAACUACAAUAUGGCCUGAGUGUAAAAUAGUUCAUGGGAGCCCUAGGCAUCUUCAGAAACAGGUAGAGGUCAGUGUAGAAAGAAGCAAGCAGGAUGUCGACAAUAUGUUGAGGACGUGGAUGAAUGACAACAACUCGACAAAUUGGUCUGUAGGAUGCCAUCAUGUUCAAUAUAAAAAAAAUGUUUCAUUUCAUCACAUACUUGGAAGAUCUCCAUACAAAGCUUUAUUUGGCUGUAAUCCCAAAUCUGGACAAAAUGAUUUGGGUACACCUAUUUCAACGUUAAAACAGAAGAAGAAUAACAAAACCUCAAGCAGUGCAAGAAUUCAGUAGCAAAAACAAGCUUGUGGAUUCAGCUUUAUAGCCUGUAAAUUUAGAGAUUAAGAAGGACGAACAUAUAUGUUAUAUUGAAGUUCCUGAUCAAAUUGAAUGGGAUGCAAAUAUUGAAUUGGAGUCAUGUUAUUAUUUUUUAGUUCAUAAUGACAACAAAAACCAUACAGAAACUGAGGAGUAAGCAGACCAAGAGUCAAAGUUCACUUUUGCCGUAUGUACAAAAUGGCUGUACUGGGGCAUAUAAGUGCAGGCUAUGUGAACAUACGAUGCUUGCUAUUUAUUUAUUUCUUUGCGAUAUGUGAAUUGUUGGAUGAAGGCUACGGUUCAAAGAUUUUUAAGAAAAGUGAAUAUAAAAAACAAAAUAAAACUCUCAAAGAAACAAAACUAGCUGCCGAGAAAAUGGUAAAUAAUAUGGCAAAAAAGACAACUGGUUGAACGGUGAUUAUUAGCGUUCCUAAAGUGGACCAUAGUCCUUCAGACAUACAAAAUAUAAGAGGAGAAUUUGUUGACUUUCUGAAACAGAGUUUACAGGAAUCAUAAAAAGUUGGUUUGCAUGGCAAGAAAUGCAAUUUUCAUCUAUAGAUUACAAUGAUGAUAUUCCGACGAUGAUACAUAAUAUUUACAAAUAUUUUUAAAGGAAAUUGUGACAUGGGAAUCUUUAUUUGGCGGCCAUGGUUAUCAAAAAUGUAUUUGUAAACUAACAAAAAUAAUAAAAUCGUAGGACAGUUAAAACUGUACACUAAAUUUACAUUUUUUUAAAUACUUGGAGCGUUUACAAUUUUUACCUAUUUCUCUGCAUGCAUGUCCGGGCUAAACUCAAAAAGUACUACAUGGAUUUACUUCAAAAUUUGCAUGAAUAUUACUAACAAUUCGAAACAGCAUAUAGGCUAUAUAUCAUAACGCUAAGUCCAAUAGGAGCCGAGCAAUGUGGUAAAACCGUGGAGAAUAGCUAGUAAUAUAAGUAAAUAAAAUAUAAAAAAAUCAUAUACAUACACA